Cryptococcus amylolentus CBS 6039 is the source of this 2112-nucleotide messenger RNA. Its product is annotated as pantothenate kinase. The coding region runs from base 315 to 1976 and encodes 553 amino acids. Gene Ontology annotation, cellular component: cytosol; nucleus. The transcript has 7 exons. The record is from RefSeq and is a predicted model, not a curated record. Gene Ontology annotation, molecular function: ATP binding; pantothenate kinase activity. Gene Ontology annotation, biological process: coenzyme A biosynthetic process. NCBI's taxonomy places the organism in Eukaryota, Fungi, Basidiomycota, Tremellomycetes, Tremellales, Cryptococcaceae.
CAAAAAAGUUAAUCUACUGCAGAAACAUCACUCAACGUCUCUCGUCAGCAAAAAACGACCUCGCAACGAUCUGCCUCGGUCUCAGCAUCUCCCACACGAGCGGCCAUCCUUCCCUUCAUCAAACAGCGCCUCUGUUCAGAAAGUCGAGCCCACGCCCUCUCACAUUUGUCAGCACCUCUCGUACGACCACUCCUUGCGGCUCAAUCAGAAGAUACUCCUCUCAGAGAUUCAAGAAGACUUCGCUGUACUCGGGACUAGCGUGCGUGCCGAAUCAAUUGCAAGCACGCUAGUACAGAAGAUCUCAAGAUCCAACCAUGCCAGCUAAAUCGCCUAUGCCCGACAUCUCUAUCCCCCAAGCGAGACGCAUCGUGGUAGAUACCACAGGGGCACAGAUCGUCCAGGAAGAAUCACCAGCAACCAGAGACUCUCGGGGGAUCUACCUGCCUCAUUAUACGGAGCCCGUGUCGCAUAUUGCUAUCGACAUCGGUGGAUCGCUCGCCAAAGUCGUCUACUUUACCCGUUCGAAUCAGCCCCUCUCAACCUCCCCACCCUCAUCCGGCACAACCUCCCCAUUCCUUCCCCCUUCUCAAUCCGUAGCCCAGCCGGCUCCAUUCGUCAAUGGGGAAGGCUCCAGCCACUCCCCAACCGACUCUCCUGCUCUCAGUCCCCAAACACAUGCCUCCUUCGAUCCAUCGCCGCCCGAGCAGCGACGACCCACUCUAAACGGUGCUCUGACGCCUGCUACACUCGCAGAAAAUGACGGCAAAAUCGCUCUACCGAAUAGCAAGCGGAAGGCUCGCAAAGCCCACGAGCGCCACUCCUCCACGGCGCCCCUCCCCGGCGGUCUCUUGAACUUUGCCAGGUUCGAGACCGAAAACAUUGAAGAGCUCAUCACUUUUCUGCAAGAGCUGAUAUCGUCUUCGGCAACUGCCAACAGGGUAUCGCUGGAAAAGAUGAAGCAGAAUGUAAAGGUCAUGGCGACAGGAGGAGGAGCGCACAUGUACCAUGAUGUGCUUACCGAGCAACUGGGGGUGGAAGUGCAUCGGGAAGAAGAGAUGGAGUGUUUGAUCCGAGGGCUGGGCUUUGUUACUAGAGUUCCGGAAGAAGUGUUCUGGUUCUCCGAGGAACUCGUAUACAAAGUCUCCCACCUCAGUACCAACGCCGACAACGAAGUAGAAACCACCGAAUCCCUCACUAUUCCUCCAUCUGAACUUCCUAGACCAUCACCCACACCACCAGCGUACCAAGUCACUUUUGCGCCCACGCCGGCAGAGGAUGACCCUAUGCCUCACUUCCCGUGUCUGAUGGUUAACAUUGGAAGUGGAGUGAGUAUAGUCAAGGUGGAUGAGGAUGGGAAACUUGAGCGAGUCAGCGGAACGUCCCUGGGUGGAGGCACGCUGUGGGGCCUGCUGAGUCUUUUGACAGACGCAGACAGCUUUGACGAAAUGCUCAUGCUCUCCGAGAAGGGCGACAACUCUGCUGUCGACAUGCUGGUUGGGGACAUUUACGGGCAAGACGCCAACAUCUUUGGACUGAAGUCAUCCACUAUCGCUUCCACUUUCGGCAAAGUGUUCAAGAAGGGAUCGAAUGCGGACCGGAAGAAGAGGUUCAAGCCGGAGGAUAUUGCAAAGAGCUUGUUGUAUGCCAUCAGUAACAACAUUGGGCAUGUUGCGUACAUGAACGCUGCCAAAUAUGGGCUCGACAAGGUCUUCUUUGGCGGGUGCUUCAUUCGAGGCCACGCUGCUACAAUUUCCACACUUUCCUAUGCUAUUCGAUUCUGGAGCAAGGGUACCAUGACGGCUUGCUUCUUGCGGCACGAGGGCUUCCUCGGCGCGAUAGGGGCAUGGAUAAAGAACGUUGGUGAGACGGACGAACGUGGCAGCCCGGUGUCCCGCGUGAGAGAAAGGAGCAAUUCUACGGAUGGGCUGGAUGCGAAGACCAAUGGGAUCGCACUGGGGGCCAAAGGAGAGGAAUAGCAGGUCUAGGCAUGGAAGAUCUGGAGUAGAGGUCUGUAAGUGCCGUAGUACUGUACGAGUAAUCCGCAUUACGGCAUGAACAUCGUCUGCAUUGAGUGUUUAUUGUACGCCAUUACAGAAGCAUGACAAUGGACGA